AGCUCUCUCCUGACAGACAAAAAUGAUGCAAUCCUCAAAGCGGUUUUUUCAGCGUCCUCCUUUUCGUCGACUGCAGAUGAUGGGACGGAAAGGAGGGAGACUAGUAGCUCUAGCAGCAGUAGUAGAAGGAGACCUCUACGAGGACUACGAACGCCGGCAGUGGCGGACGAGGUUCAGUCCAGCUCGAUCGGUAAAAAUCGUGGAGUUAAAAUCGAGGCCUCGCGGGUGCCGUCUAUCCGCUCCGAGCCACCACGGACCGGGGGUUUUUUAUCCAUCUGCGACACGUCCACCAUCGUUCCGUACGGAUGUAGUGGAGCAAAGACGUACUUCACGCCGACCAGCGGACAACUAGGUAGCACUACUAGCAGCGGAUUUGGACCACUAUGUGGUUUCAAUGAUAUACUUCAAACUUCCUAUUUCGACUACUGGCAGAUACAGCAGCGGCGAGCAACGGAAUUGCUGAGGGACGCGUGCGCCGUUUAUUUGAAGCCUUGGGUAGAUAGGAUUUGCGAAGGUGCGGAAACUCGAGUGGAUAAACAAGUAGAAGUGGGAAAUUCUUCUGCAUCGUCAUCACCAUCUUCUUCUAUUCUGUCAAACAAAGUAGAAGUUCAAGUUUUUUCAGCAUGGUUUGAAAAGUGGACCUCCCAACGCCUUCCUGAGAACCUUAAGCUUCGACUUCAAGACUUCUUCACCAAGUCACAAGUAGCCUAUUCGCACAUCUUCACCUACUGGGAAGAGGUUAGGUCGUUAUUCACUACAAAAGCUUUGGAGUAUCCGAACGCGAUCCACGCACUAGGCUUCUGUUUACUUGGGUGCUCUGGUCUCUGGCUCUACAUGGCUAGGCGGAGACUGAGAGACGCAGAGGCUCUAGCAUGUGAGGAACUACCAUUUACGCCAUUGGAAAACUUACCAGCGAUACUGUCAUCUUCGCAGUCGUCAUCUUCUAGUGGUCGACUCAUCCCAGAACAAGAGAUUGCAAGCAAGAGGCAUGCUGGGCACUGUGCAGAAGAUCCAUCAGAACUGCCAACCUCUAGUCCGAGUCGGAUGUUAGUCAAAGUGCGUGGCAAAUUACUGCCAGAAGAAGAAUUACGUGGACCUCUAACCGGAGCGCCUUGCGUCCUCUACGAUGCGCAUUCCGUGUUCUACCCUUGGUUUCUAGGUCGCGAGCGUCGCUGCCUAGAACUCUGCGAGUUGGUUCCUAGAGAUAGUGAUGCAGCUCGUGCUGGGUCGUCAACGACGUCGUCUUGUGGUCUUACGACUGGCAGAGUGUUCGUCUCUGGCUUACUUUUACGUGGUCGCUACAGUAUUUUUCGAUUGGAAGACGCAAAGCCUCUAGUCGGACUCGUCCAGAACUACCAGUCUUCAACAACAGCAACUACAUCGAGCAGAAGCCACGACAUCUUCAACUACAAACCACCAUCAGUACUAGAGCAAAUCCUUCGUCGCUGCACCCCACUGUGGUUCUGGGACACCGCGAGAACGAGAUUUUUGACAACAUUGCCUUUCAGUUUGGGGCUCAAAAGAGAGAGGAUACUACGGAGCGAAGAGGAGGUGGUGAUAAUGGCGGAAGCGAGUCUAGAGAGGAUUCCAUUGCCGGCAGAUGAUAACGAGAUGGAGAGGUGGGCUAGUUCACCCUCUAGUACAUCUUUCAACAGCUGCGUUAGGAGUAGACCUCUGCAACAUGGAGGUAGUAAUUCGCAACCACGUGCAUUCGCAACGUGUGUAGUCCUUCGGCCACCACAAGGCAUGCUCCGUUCUGGGAGUACGAUGGAUGAUACCAAGGGUAGUGCGCAGCUAAUGCUCUCCGGUUCAUCAGCACGCAGAGACAAAAGCUCCUCGUCAUCUUCAUGUAAUACUAGAGCUGCUGGAGAUGAUACAGCUAGCACUUCUCAGGAGCAUAACAAGCGUUUGCGGAUAGUGGCGCGAAACUUGCGAACAUCACUGUUAGCAUCUUGGGUGUGCAUCCUGAUUCCAACGUGCCUUCUAGACGUAGCGAAAGGUCUUGUUUCGAGUCUUGUAUGCCUCUACGCCGCAUCGUCUAUUUCGUCCUUCUUGAAACGGCAGGAGAGUCUUGGCCAUGAUACGGAAGUAGAAGAGCAGCAUCAAUCUUGUUCUGAGAGCAAAAAUAAGAAUAGUGGUUUCUUUGGAGCUGGAGGUCUAUUGAACUUUUGGCAGCGAAGUCAACCUCAGCCAUCUUCCCUCCAUUCAUCAUCCUCUCCCCGUGAGAACAACGAGGAAGACGACAUCACGCGAUGGUUGAAGGCUCGUGCUGUGACCUUUUUUAUGUCAAAUUUCGACGCUGAUGAGCUUUGCCAAGUCUGGAGACGGAGAGGCAGAUCCUAUGUCGCAUUAGGCGGUGUUUUCUACCUCAGUGGGUUCGGCUUGUUGGCAGCAAGGCAUUUGGCGCUGCAUGGUAGGAGAGCGGCAUCGGACGUGCUGAAAUGGGUUUUGGCGCAGGCGAUUGGAGGGUCAUUUUUACUAGCUUGGCUGCGCGAAGAGGAAUUGAGAAGAAAGGAACACAAAUUCUCCUUGUUUAGAGCGGCAUUUGGGAACAACACGACUCGGAACAGUCAACUGCCUGUCAUCUAUGAUCCUUCGCAGCCUCUGAAAAAUUCUACAGUUCCACCAGAUAGUUUCGGUCGUAGUAUAGCGACUGCGACGCCAUCGCCAACAACGACCUCACCCUGGAAUGUAGCUCCUUUUGACGAUCAUCUAAACCAAUCCCGAGGUGCGACUGGGGCCACGACUAAAGCAGGCCUAAAGUUUGUUAGCAGCGUUCCUCCAGGUGGGGCAGGAGCUUCGACUACAACAACUUCUUCGACUGGUGGUACAGGACCGAAUGCGCAUUCUAAUCAAGUGUUCUCCUCGUCCCACGACCACGCCCCUACACGCGACACCGAUUUCCUAAGUGCCUAUAGUGGUAGCGCUCGUGGGAGUUUGAGCGGUACGAGUUCCUUUUUCGAUGACGCCGCUUCGAGUUCGGGACGGACGCGAUUGAGUUGGUGUACCGUAAACUCAGACGGUGAGCCAGAUGUGCUUGGAGGGAACGGGUCGGGUGCAAAUUCUUCGUCCAACAUUGCUGCUGCCCUAAUGCAAGAUUCCUCCCAAGAUGACGACAUCGACAUGGGUAAUGCUGGUGACCGCGCAAGUAACCUCACUAGAAGCAAGAAUCAUGUUCCCAAAGUUGCUGUGCCCGCUUUCCAACACUUCAAUUGACACCUUGGUAUCACGCCCAAAAACCUUGCCCACUUAUACAUUCAUGCGCAUUUUCCUGUUUCAUUGCUAAGUUGUAAGUAAGUACUUGUUCUUAUUCUUUAAUCACAUAGAAGAAGUUUCGAUCGACGCAAAAGAACCUGAAAGAAAGAAACUUUAGCUUUGACGAACAGGACGAGUUCUU
Amoebophrya sp. A25 is the source of this 3397-nucleotide messenger RNA. NCBI's taxonomy places the organism in Eukaryota, Dinophyceae, Syndiniales, Amoebophryaceae. The record is from the annotation of a GenBank genome assembly.